CAGCAAUAACAUUGAUUAUGGCCAUAUCAUGAUUAUCUUAUUGAAAACAUAAUUGAAUAUCUUUCUUAACAGAAGUAAAACUUUCGACACUGUUAAUGAUGAGGCCCAUUAACAUUUAUUAAUUUUUUUCCUCAAAUGUAACAACAAUUGGCAAAUAGCAUACUAUCAGUACUUUUUUAUGGUUAUAAUGUCGUCGCCGUUGAUGCAUAAUUACCACCAUCAUCAUCAUCACCAUCAUCAAACGCAUUUAGCAAAUUGGUCACAUGGUUCAGAUUAUCAUCCACUAAUAUGGUCUACGGCAAAUAAUUUGUUGAUUCAACUUCGUGAUGAUCAGUUGAAUAUUGAUCAAAAAAUGCCACAAUCGUUGGAAAUGCCAACAACGACAACAACAAUGUCAAUUUUUUAUGGUGAUGCUUUUUCAAAUCAUUCUUCAUUAACUACAUCAAAAACAGAAUCUUUUACAACAACCGUAUCGGCAUCAUCAUCAUUACCGUCAAAAGAUGCAUUAUCUUUGUCCGCCAUAUUGACAUUGGAUACGAUAUUAACAUUAAUAUUGCCGUAUUCAAUAAUAUUCAUAUUGUCCAUUGUUGGGAAUUUACUUGUGAUAAUCACACUUACAUUGGAUCAUUCAAUGCGUUCAGUAACAAAUAUAUUCUUGCUAAAUUUAGCCAUUUCUGACCUAUUGUUGGGUGUUUUCUGUAUGCCAUUCACAUUGGUCGGUGUUUUAUUACGUCGAUUUAUAUUUGGAGCUUUUGUGUGCCAUAUGAUUUCUUAUUUUCAAGCUGUUUCGGUUGCCGUAUCUGUCUGGACAUUGGUAUCCAUGUCGAUUGAACGUUAUUACGCCAUUUGUCACCCAUUUCGAUCAAGAGAAUCGAGACAAACAAAAAAACAUGCCUAUCGUAUAUUGGCAAUGGUAUGGACAUUGGCAUUCAUAACAAUGUCACCUACGGCCAUUGUUAGUAAGCUACAACAAACUAAUCAAACAGGACAUUAUAAAUGUCGUGAAGCAUGGCCAUCAUUUCUACAUAAACAAGUGUUCACAUUAUUCUUAGAUUUUAUCCUAUUGAUUAUUCCAUUAAUCAUAAUGAUUUUGACAUAUGGUUCGAUUGCAUUGACAUUGCGACAUAGUGUUUCAGGUAAACAACAGAUCAAUUGUGAUAUUAAUCAUCAAAAUCAACAACAAAAACAAGUAGGCCCGACAAAACAUUUACAAAUGUCAAUUACAAUGACAAAGAAUAAAAGUCCAAAUUAUAGUUAUAAGACGACUUCAUUCAAUCAACACGAUAAUUGUAACUUAACGGAUUCAAUUGAAACUGUUAAUAAUAUUAAUAAUAAUAAUGAAAUUAUUCGGUGCCAAAAAUUUCGAUCAAAUCAGAAUGGUGAUCACAAUAAUCAUUCAUACAACAAACAUUCUAAUCACUUUAAAAUUGGCCAACAUAUUACCGAAACAAAUCUAUCACCAACAACAACCACAUUGUUGAAUCGUUCGUCAAGUAAUCAUCAUCAUGUUCAAUCGCCAAUCAUUAAUAAUGGUCUAUUAUCACCGGAACUUUCUGGAUCCUGCGGCAGUUUACAAUCGACAACUAAUAAAACCAUAUUACGUGUGGCCAAUACAAGCUACAAUUCUUAUCACGGUACAUCUAGACAACGACGUAUUAUUACAAUGUUAUUCGUUGUUGUUAUCGAAUUUUUUAUCUGCUGGUCACCAAUAUUCUUGUUGGAUACUAUGGCAUUAUAUAGGCCAGAAUUAGUGUAUGGAACAAGUCAAAAAGUUUCCAAUUGGAUUGGUAUCGAUAUUAUUUCCGUUUGUCAUUUAUUAUGUUUUUGUUCCACAUGUAAUAAUCCAAUCACAUAUUGUUUUAUGAACAAACGUUUUCGUGAUCAUUUUUCCUCAUUAUUUCGCUGCCGUACUGCAAUUCCCGUUAAUAUGAAUAAUCCAAGUUCAAUACAGCAACCAAAUGAAAUUAAAGUCUGAAUGCGCCAUCUAUUAUUUGUAAUAUAAUCAAUUUUUUUGCAAAAUUGGAAUUGUAAUAAAAG
Molecule: messenger RNA, 2037 nt
Organism: Dermatophagoides pteronyssinus (European house dust mite)
Lineage: Eukaryota; Metazoa; Arthropoda; Arachnida; Sarcoptiformes; Pyroglyphidae
Product: cholecystokinin receptor type A-like
Biological process (GO): neuropeptide signaling pathway
Cellular component (GO): plasma membrane
Molecular function (GO): neuropeptide Y receptor activity
Source: RefSeq, a predicted model, not a curated record